This is a messenger RNA of Glycine soja, 1690 nucleotides long. Its product is annotated as receptor-like protein kinase THESEUS 1. Lineage: Eukaryota; Viridiplantae; Streptophyta; Magnoliopsida; Fabales; Fabaceae. The transcript has 7 exons. Gene Ontology annotation, biological process: protein phosphorylation. Gene Ontology annotation, molecular function: protein kinase activity; ATP binding. The record is from RefSeq and is a predicted model, not a curated record. The coding region runs from base 174 to 1493 and encodes 439 amino acids.
GAAUGCCCUUUAAAAAAACAAGGACAUGUAACAAUCUGCUAUGUAACAAUCUGCUAGAAAAAGGAAUGUCAUAAAAUUUGUAGUUUUGGAGAGAACAUCAUAGUAAGGUUGCAAAAUUUGAUGUUUGUCACUGUUUGGUUGAGGCUUCACCACCUGCAAUAGCACAACCACCUAUGAAAAGUAGGAGUGGAUCUGCUCAUAAGAUGUUGCUGGAAUUUAUUGCUGGCAUUUUAACAACAAUGGUAGGGGCCUUACUCUAUUGCCUCUUCAGGAGAAAGGUCAUUCCAUUUCUUAAGCAACGAAAGACUUUGAAAGGAAAGGAACAUAAAAGCUUUGAAUAUGAUAAAAUAUCAUUAAGGUAUUUUGAUUUUAAGGAACUAGAGAGAGCAACCAAAAAUUUUAGCCAAGAUUGCUUGCUGGGUUCUGGUGCAUUUGGAAAUGUCUACAAAGGAACCUUUGACUUAGAAGGAACACUAGCCAUUAAGAGAGCUCAUUCUGAAUCAUUCUCAAGUGUGGAAGAAUUCAGAAAUGAAGUUAGGCUCCUUUCAGCUGUAAGGCACAGGAAUCUUAUUGGUCUGAUUGGAUAUUGUGAAGAACCAGGACGACAUGGAGCCAAAAUACUAAUCUAUGAAUAUGUUCCAAAUGGUUCACUGCUUGAGUACAUCAAGGGAAACGAAACGAGCUUAACUUGGAAGCAAAGACUAAACAUAGCAAUAGGAGCAGCAAGAGGCAUAGCUUAUUUGCAUGAAGGGGUGAAACCAAGCAUAAUUCACCGUGACAUCAAACCAAGUAACAUCCUAUUAGGGGAAGGUUUUGAGGCUAAGGUUUCAGAUUUUGGUCUAGUAAGAUUAGGGCCAACUGGUGAUCAAUCACAUGUCAGCAGCCAGAUUAAAGGGACACCAGGGUACCUUGACCCUGCCUAUUGUUUAAGCUUUCAUUUGACCAAAUUCAGCGACGUUUAUAGCUUUGGUAUCAUACUUUUGCAACUUGUUUCAGCUAGACCUGUGGUGGAUUCCGCUGUAAACCAAAGUAAUCAACAUAUUAUUGAAUGGGCAAGGCCAAGCUUAGAGAAGGGUAGUGUUGAAGAAAUCAUAGAUGCAAAUCUACUAUGUCAAAGUGAGCCGUGCAACAUGGAAGUUAUGCUAAAGAUGGGACAACUUGGUUUAAGAUGUGUGGUUGAAGAACCAAAACAUCGCCCAACAAUGACACAGGUGUGUCAAGAACUAGAGCAAGCCCUCCAUUCAGCUGAUGAUAGCUUCAAUAACAAGCAGUCUCCAAAGCGGUUCCAUACACCAAUUGGCUCAUCCCAGCAAUCAACAAAGUCAGAGACUCAGCGAUCAGUUGAAUCAUACGAUUGUUCACAAAGCUUUGUUAGUAUUGACAGUGUUGGAUUACAGAAAUUUCAUGUUGAUAUGGAUAGUUUCUCCUUUAAGAGCACAGACUUAAGGUGCCUAGAAAAUAAUAGUAUCAGCAUUGACAUGGAUAGAAUAUAACAGUAGUAGCUUUGGCAUUAACAAGAACAAUUUGAGGAGAAUACAAGAGAAUGAGAUCAUAUGUAAAAAUAAAACCUUAAGUGAAUCACUUUCAUCUCUCUUUUUCCUAUAUUGAAUUUAGGAUUCAGGGGUAAGCAUAGCCGGGGAUGGAGAAAAGGAGAUAAAUAGAGAAAUUUAUAAUCUCAGUUUUUUGCUUU